UGGGGUGGUGACCCCCCCAUCGCCGCGGGCUCGGGCGCCAUGUGGGCCAACGGCAGCGCCCCGGGGCCCUGCUUCCGGCCGAUGAACAUCACGCUGCAGGAGCGGCACCUGAUCGCCUCGCCCUGGUUCGCCGCGUCCUUCUGCGUGCUGGGCCUGGGGUCCAACCUGCUGGCCCUGAGCGUGCUGGCCGGGGCGCCGGCGCCGCGCUCGUCCUUCCUCACCCUGCUGUGCGGCCUGGUCCUCACCGACUUCCUGGGGCUGCUGGUCACCGGGGCCAUCGUGGUGUCGCAGCACGCGGCGCUCUUCGCCUGGCAGGCCGCCGACCCCGGCUGCCGCCUCUGCCACUUCAUGGGGGUGGCCAUGGUGUUCUUCGGGCUGUGCCCGCUGCUCCUGGGCGCCGCCAUGGCCUCGGAGCGCUACGUGGGCAUCACGCGGCCCUUCUGGCGCCCGUCGGCCACGUGGCGCCGCGCCUGGGCCACGGUGGCGCUGGUGUGGCUGGUGGCCCUGGCGCUGGGGCUGCUGCCGCUGCUGGGGCUCGGCCGCUACACCGUGCAGUACCCCGGCUCCUGGUGCUUCCUGACGCUCGGGCCGCGGCGCGGCGACGUGGCCUUCGGCCUGCUGUUCGCGCUGCUGGGCAGCGUGUCCGUGGGUCUGUCCUUCCUGCUCAACACCGUGAGCGUGGCCACGCUCUGCCACGUCUACCACGGCCGCGAGGCCGCGCGCCAGCGCCCGCGGGACUGCGAGGUGGAGAUGAUGGUGCAGCUGGUGGGCAUCAUGGUGGUGGCCACCGUGUGCUGGAUGCCGCUGCUGGUCUUCAUCGCACAGACCUUGCUGCAGACACCACCUGUCAUGAGCCCCUCCGGGCAGCUGUCGCGGGCCACGGAACACCAGCUGCUCAUUUACCUGCGUGUGGCCACGUGGAACCAGAUCUUGGACCCCUGGGUCUACAUCCUGUUUCGCCGGUCGGUGCUCCGACGCCUGCACCCGCGGCUCAGUUCCCGGCACCGGGCUCUGUCCCUGCACCCACCCCCAGCCCAGGCCUCACCCAGUGGGCCCUGAAGGACAGUGCCGCCCAAACCUCAAGCCCUGGGUGACUGCCACAGGCCCGUGUCCCAUCCCAGGAGCCCGGGUGCUUUGUGGACUAAAGGAGGGAGCCAUCGACACAGGGUUGACUCCUCUGAACCGCU
Messenger RNA from Peromyscus eremicus (cactus mouse), 1187 nucleotides. It is a transcript of the gene Tbxa2r, whose product is annotated as thromboxane A2 receptor. Gene Ontology annotation, molecular function: thromboxane A2 receptor activity. The transcript is spliced from 2 exons. Gene Ontology annotation, biological process: adenylate cyclase-activating G protein-coupled receptor signaling pathway; positive regulation of vasoconstriction; positive regulation of blood pressure. NCBI's taxonomy places the organism in Eukaryota, Metazoa, Chordata, Mammalia, Rodentia, Cricetidae. Gene Ontology annotation, cellular component: plasma membrane. The coding region runs from base 40 to 1059 and encodes 339 amino acids. The record is from RefSeq and is a predicted model, not a curated record.